Molecule: messenger RNA, 3174 nt
Organism: Ramularia collo-cygni
Lineage: Eukaryota; Fungi; Ascomycota; Dothideomycetes; Mycosphaerellales; Mycosphaerellaceae
Exons: 1
Coding region: 1-3174 (1057 amino acids)
Biological process (GO): tRNA methylation
Cellular component (GO): cytoplasm
Molecular function (GO): protein binding
Source: RefSeq, a predicted model, not a curated record
AUGCAGCAUGAACACCACCGAGUGCCGGUAACAGCACUUUCAUUCUGGGAUCAAAAUGUCCUACUUUCUGGAGAAGGUUCUCUGCUCAAGGCAUACGACACCGAGCAGAAAAACCUGUUAGAUGCCGUGGAAGUACUUCCAGAUCAGGCGAUCCACGGGAUCAUCGUCGAAGAUGACUCGAUCUUUGUAUGGGGCGGACGACUUUUCUGCCAGCUCUCUGCGUGCUACAAAUCUACCGGAUCUCUGGAUUUCAGCAUAGGCCCUGUGUUCGAGGCCGAAGAUUGGAUCCUGGAUGCCAGCUUUUCCCYUGCCUCAUCUCAGGACAGCCGGCGAGUCGCACUUUUGACCGCACAUAACGCACUAUUUGUUGCAUCGUUAUCAAAGUCUCUCCAAGUGAGCCUUGAACCGCAAAUACCCGGAUCGAACUGCAUACUUUAUGCAGCUCAUGUCACAUGGCUAAGUGCUUCCAAAUGUCUCAUUGCUUCAGGUACAGCUUUUGGCGAUGUUAUUAUAUGGUCUUGCUCAAUCGGGAAGGGAAAUCGUGAGGCUUCAUCUACCCAUGAGACGCACUACAACUUCCUAGCCCACGAGGGUUCCGUCUUCGGCGUGAAGAUCUCCUCUACAUCCGUUGCCUCUGCACUUGGUGGGCGAAUGCACGUACUGGCAAGUUGCAGUGAUGACCGUACAAUCCGUCUAUGGGACAUUUCCAAUCUAGCUUCCAUGAGCUCUGUACCAGGUGAAACACAGCGUGAGACUGGGUUUGGCACACAGGUAGCCCACGACUCCGCCGCUCCCACAUGCCUAGGCCAGACUAUGGGCCACGGAUCCCGUAUCUGGCAAACGCAUUUCUUCCCAGAAAAAUCAAUACAUCCCGAGGCCGAACUUCCAGAAACAGUCCAUGUAGUUUCUUUCGGCGAGGAUGCAUCAUGCAUCACUCAUAGGCUGGGGCCCAGCCAUAAUCACAGCUCUAUCUACUCGAUGAAGCAGUUGGAGAUUCAGAAGUGUCAUUCUGGGAAGAACAUCUGGUCCGUAGCGACCGAUCAGACAAGCCGAAUCGCCACGGGAGGUGCCGAUGGAUCGAWUGCUCUCCGAUCGUUUGCGGACCUGCAGGGCCAUGGUCAGCCAGAAGAAAUUGUACGCAGUGUGCCUGGUGAAAAGAACCAGUCAAGCAGCUUUAGGACAUAUUCCUUCAUCAGUCCAUCUGCGCUCAUACUUACCACCAACUCCGGAGAAUUGAUGAUGAUGUCUCUGCAUGCCCAGGGUGGUUCUUCUUGCAAACAAGUUUCUUAUCCUAUUGACACCUUGGUUGGUUACUCUACUAUGGCUGGCUUACCCUCUAUUGCUUUCUCCGCCGGGACCCGGGGCUGUGUGCAUGCAUACUUUCACGAGCUUGGAAAGGUAUUGAAGGUGACAGAUUCUGGCUCCAAGGUGGCCGGGCUUUUCACCCAGCCACCACGAGAAAAUGAAACGGCUGCUCGAUUUCAGCAGUUACUCAUUACCAACGUAGGAUCGCAGUCAGCCACUCUGUGCCAGAUUAAGCCGCCGGUCGCAGGAGAAACCGAUGACCGCAUCGAAAUGGCGAAUAACACUCUCAGUCUCCCAGCCGACUUCGUGGUAACAAGUUUCGCUCAUGCCACGCAUGUCGACCAUAGGCUAGUUGUCCUUGGUUCAAGAAGUGGCUCUAUUGCAGUGUAUAUCGUACCGGAUCCUUGUGAGUCUUCAAUAAACCCCCAGUUGCUACAUCGAUCAGUCCACGGCAAAGAGGCAGUAACAUGUUUGCGCUUCGUGAAGGACAAUGAUCCCCGCUCGACGAACAUCUCUUUCCUCUCCACAGGUCGCGAUGGUACGUACGCUGGACAUAGGCUAGAGCUGUCUACCGAAAACCUGCAAAUGAAUACCGAGCAUCAACUUUCUCUCCCUUUUGGACCCAAUAUAGAAGGCAUGGGCUAUUCUCCUGCGGGCCAGCUAUGGAUCUGGGGAUUUCGAAGCAAGCAUUUCGUGGUCUGGAACAUCAACACUCAACAGGAAGUCAUGAAAGUGGAAUGUGGCGGUGCCAACCGCAACUGGGCGUUCCAGCUUGGCGAGAAUGGAGGCACAUUUGUCUGGACCAAAGCCAGCAAAGUGUACUACGAGGCUCACACUGGACAGCCGUUUCAAGCCUUCAAUUCUGGAGGCCACGGGAGAGAGAUCAAGUCGCUCGCCAUCUCACCCACGGAUCCUCAAAUCAUUGCCACCGGCGCUGAGGACACGGAUAUCAAGUUGAGUACGUACAAGAAUGGCACCAUCCGAUGUCUGCACACAUUGCAGAAGCACAAUACAGGUAUCCAGCACUUAAAGUGGUCUGCUGAUGGCCAGUACUUAUUCUCGAGUGGCGGCUUCGAAGAGUUCUACGUUUGGAAAAUCAGCUACGACGUACCUUGCCUUGAUGUAUGGGUACUUUGCGAGUCCGCACAUCCCAACAGCGGGUCAUCUGAUCUUCGCGUAAUGCAUUUCGACGCGCGGUCUUCUGGCAGUGGUGAUGAUGAAGCAUACUUGAUCACCAUGGUAUAUUCCGACUCGAGCGUGCGGGCUUGGCGAUACGUUUCAAAGUCAUGGUCGAUCCUUGCUGCGGGAAACUACAUCACUUCAUGCCUAACACAAUCCCUGCUAUCUCCGAACGAUGAGACGGGAUUAACAACUGGAAGCACCGACGGUCAUUUGGGAGUGUGGAAGAUUGAUACUGAACGGGAGUGCGUGGAGUGGACUUUCCGACAUCAGGUGCACCAAAGUGCCAUUUUGAGUCUCAUAUCUCAUGAUCUCAUCGACGAUGCUCGAUUAUUCAUCACGGGUGGCGACGACAACGCAAUUGGUGUCACGCGGAUGGAGGGUUCCAAAGGAGAGCCUCGCACGUUACUCGUCCCUCGAGCUCACGCGGCGGCUGUGACGGCGUUGGCUAUUGUUGGGCAAGAAGGCAAUGGUCUACGGCUGGUGUCUGCCAGUAUAGACCAGCGCAUCAAGCUCUGGCAGAUCGAUGUGGAUGUUGAGAAGCCAGGCGUUGAUGGCAUCGAUGUCAAACUGCUGCAAACUUCGUCAACGGCGGUCGCGGACGUCUCUAGCAUUCAGACGAUCCGCUUCGACUCUGGUGAGAGCGGCGUGCUGGUAUGCGGAGUGGGCAUGGACUUUUGGAAGAUGUGA